ACAACAGUCCAACCCAUUUCUCCAUUUCUGAGUCCUAACUCUCAGAUAAGCCUCGGAAACACCAAACGGCCAAAAUCAUUAUUGCUCACAAAAUUUCCCAUUUUCCACCCAAAAUAUCAUUCCUUUUCAAGUCAUAGAUGCCAAAGAGUUGUUUUUAAUUGGUUUCUAGCCAACCCCAUAUAGAAUUGAUUACAAAAGAACUGGCCCAGAAGGGGAAAGGGAGAGAAUUGCGGGGGAAAGGAUAGUUCUUUGUGGGGUUCAUCAGCUGUCUUGGAGGCUGUAUGAGUUUUCAAGAACUGAACGGUAAUUACUGGGUCUUCAAGUUUGGGUGCUUGAAGAAGUUGAGGAAGCAACAGGAGGAGGAAAUACUAUGGCUAUUGUCUCGGUUCUUGGCUCACAGCUUUCUUUCAAUCCGCUUAAUGGGUCUCUUAUCAGGAGAAAAGCCUCUGUAUCGACAUGGGCUUCUUCUCGAGUUCGUUAUCGCAUCACUUCUAGCAGAUGGUUAAAUCUCAACUCCCCUCCUGCUAUUCACUGUUUUGACAGCAUUAAUCCGAGGUGGUUGAUUAAAAAUUCUGAUUUAGACUGCAACCAUGUGGCUACUGAGGAUGAGGUCUCAAAAGAUAUGUCGGCAGUUGAAAUUGAGUGUUGUUCAACUCCAAUUGUUCAGCUUAGAUCUGACAUUCUUGAGGCUGAAUCUUCAAGUUUACUAACUGAAGAAACUUAUGUAGAUAGACUUUUGACAAAUUUGCCAGUUCUAUCUGAGGAGGAACAAAAUGCACUUGCAGCAACCCCUGCCCAUCCAGAGGCACUGUAUGCUCUCUAUGCAAAUUGCCUGGCUGGGAAUUUAGUGGAACAGCUUUGGAGUUUUGCUUGGCCCUCUGCCAUCGCAUUACUUCAUCCUAGCCUUCUACCGGUGGCUGUCAUGGGUUUCUUCACAAAGCUUGCUAUAAUUAUUGGGGCCCCUUUGGUUGGCAAACUUAUGGAUCAGUUUCCAAGAGUACCUUCAUAUAUUUGUUUAAAUUCUGUUCAGGCAGCAGCUCAGUUAUUGUCUGCAGCAAUGAUAAUCCAUGCCCACACCAUCCCUCCUGCUCCCACAUCAUCUUUUCUUCUCCGUCCUUGGUUUAUUGUACUAGUUUGUGCAGGGGCUAUUGAGAGGCUAUCUGGGGUGGCAUUGGGCGUUGCUAUGGAGCGUGAUUGGGUUGUGCUGUUGGCUGGCAUAAAUAGGCCAGUUGCACUGGCACAUGCAAAUGCUGUUCUCAAUCGGAUUGAUCUUCUUUGUGAGAUUGUUGGCGCAUCAGUAUUUGGCAUUCUUCUUUCCAAGCAUGAUCCAGUGACCUGCCUAAGCAAUGCUGCCAGUGUAAUGUUAUGGUCAAUGCCUCUAGUGAUCGGCAUGACAUGCUUAACGUACAAACUUUCUCCUGGAGUUCUUGACCGUGCUAAAUGUUCACAAACCUGUUGCAGAACAUCUGAUGACAGGCCACCAAGGGAAACUGAUUACUUUGGCAUGCAAGCCAUCAAGCUUGGGUGGAGGGAAUACAUGCAGCAGCCAGUUCUUCCUGCAAGCCUAGCAUUUGUGCUACUUUACUUCAAUGUUGUUCUUACUCCAGGCAGCUUGAUGACAGCAUUUUUAACUAAACGCGGUUUGAAUCCAUCUAUUAUUGGGGGUUUCAGUGGAUUGUGUGCAUUUAUGGGUGUUGUGGCAACUUUCUUGUCUGCAAACCUUGUCAGGAGAUUUGGCAUUUUGAAGGCUGGAGCAGUUGGAUUAAUAUUUCAGGCUUCACUUCUUACGUUAGCUGUUGCUGUGUACUGGACUGGACCUCUUUUCCAGCACAGCCCCCUUCUUUUGUUCCUGAGUCUGAUCGUACUGUCAAGGUUGGGGCAUAUGUCAUACGACAUUGUGGGAGCUCAGAUACUUCAAACAGGAAUCCCAUUAUCCAAAGCAAAUCUUAUUGCGACAACAGAAAUUGCUGUUGCAAGCAUAGCUGAGUCUAUAAUGUUGGGAGUUGCAAUAAUUGCAAAUGACCUUUCACUUUUUGGAUUCCUAGCAAUUCUUUCGCUUUUAUCAGUUGUUGGAGCUGCAUGGAUGUUCUGCCGAUGGUUGUUGAAUCCAACAGAUGAACAAAGAAACCUUUUCCCUUUUGAUCCUCAAAGUUAGUUAUACUACCAUUGCUCUUUUUGACAUUGCAAAAGGCGGUUAGACAAUUGUGGCAACUAAGAUAAGUUUGAUUAUUGGAGGUAUAUCUUCUCAACACACAAGGAUUUUCAUAAUUUUGUUGUAGUUUCCCUUCUGUAACACAUCUCUAUGUAUAACAACAAUACAUAGAUGAAAAAUCAGGUUCUCAAUUUGCUAAUUUUGAUCCAGACCUUGUACAAUAACUACAGCAUUGAUUA
Molecule: messenger RNA, 2391 nt
Organism: Rubroshorea leprosula
Lineage: Eukaryota; Viridiplantae; Streptophyta; Magnoliopsida; Malvales; Dipterocarpaceae
Source: the annotation of a GenBank genome assembly